UCUCUCCUCUCUCCUUCUCUCUUUACAGGAAAACAAUGAUCACGUACCUCAAUUAUUGCAUAGAAACCAUUUCCCCAGACUAUCAACACCCCAUGACGACUCCAUCAAAUAUAAUUACCAAACUCUUCAUCGCACGUCUGUAUUUGUUUCCAUUAUACCAUCGAACCUUACUCAUCUCGAAAACGUCUUCUCUAUAUACAACACGUGGGCGAGCACGGUCACCAACAUGGCUGUUUUCCUUUCUAAUAAUACUAAUAAUUCACAGCUGUAUACCGACCGUAGCUUUGUGACGGAGCUAAGGCCAGAGACCUACUAUCCAAGUUUAAACGAAAUCGUCCACGUCCUUCAUCAUCUUUAUGAGAACUAUGCAAGGAAUUAUGAAUAUUUUCUCAUUAUUUCUGAUAACGCCUACGUUAAUAUGUACUCAUUCGAAGAUGUCAUACACAAGUUAGCUCAAGAAAACGAGGAGCUUAUCUAUGCUGGGUUCUCAAAGAGUUUCGGUCUCCACGAGUUUUGUGGGGCUGAUUCCGGUGUCCUUAUUAGCGUUCAAACGUUGAGUAAAGUCAUUGAGAAUAUUAAUAAUUGUAUUGGCUGGAGCAAGAGAUAUUAUUGGGAUGUUAUGCUUGGGCAGUGCCUUAGGAAAACACUGGGAAUAAAGUGUUUGAAUAUUAGUCGGUAUUUUUUAAACGAUGAUCAGCAUCAAUCUUUAUCCCCAGCCGUCUUAUGGUCUUCUAAUAACUCAAUCUAUUCCUCUGCCUUCUCAGUAUCGCCAGUCACCACUUAUGACCACAUGAACUUGCUCCAUUACUAUUACAACUCCCUACAGAUGAAGAGAUACCUCGCUAAAGCAGAAUCACUUCGUAAGAUAGUGCAUUACACGUGCGAAGAGCUCUCUCAUUUUGCUUUCGAUCAUCAAACCGUCACUAAAGACUGUGAGAAUAUAGCUCGGGAUAUCUCGAAACCUUUGUAUGAGAGAUACCGUAAGAAACAGACUCAGAAAUGGCGCCGUUACGACAUGAUGCCUUCGUGGGAUUAUUUCGACGCCGAGAAUAUAUACGCUGGUCAUAAAACCGAGCCUUCUGUUCAAAUAUCGGACGACAGGGUCGCUUCCACGGACAUUGAGAUGGUGACUUCGGUAGCAGAAACUGUUGUACAAGAGAAAUAUCAACUACCUGAUCUAAAACUCACCGCCGUAAUAAACGGCUACAUGAGACAGAACGUCUUAAAAGGGAGCGAGUACAUACUUGACGCUCAAUUUGGUAACUCUAAAUUAAUUGUUAACGAUCGGGUCAGAUUGUUGCAGCCAUUUUUACCAAACGUAACCGCACAAGUUGAUAAAGAUGAUUUGAGUGAGGUCGUGAAUGUCAUUGUACCGAUAUCUAAUUCAAACGGGAAAUGUAUCAAAUUUAUUCAAACUUAUCUCAAGAAAUCCCUCAAAAACUCGAUACACCUUAUUCUAAUUGUUUACAAGAAGACGGACUUUGAGAAGAUGAGGGAGAAAGUGAAUAAAAUCACGACCAAAUACAAGAGAGCGUCCAUCACUGUCGUGAAAGGCAAAGGACGUUUCUCGCGUGCUAAAGCUCUCCACCAAGGCAUAUCAACCCUCAAACGCUCUGAUCUAGCCUUCUUCUGUGACGUUGACUUAAAUAUAGAGUCCCAUUUCUACGAUCGUUGUCGGAGAAACACAAUACAGGGUUCCCAAGUUUACUUACCUUCCGUCGUCAAGCUUUAUAACCCAAAGCUUUACACCAAAGUUCACCACUCGUCGAAUCUACCACUAAACAGGCAAACGGGACAUUGGGGCAGCUAUAACUACGGAAUGCUCUGUAUUUAUAAAUCCGACUAUCUCUACGUCGGGGGGCUCAAUAUUAGAAUGAGGGGGUGGGGCGGGGAAGAUUUAGACUUUUUACAACGUUUAAAAAGCAAAGGUCUAGUCCUGUUUAGGGCACCUGAUAAAGGUCUCAUUCAUCAUUGGCAUGAAAGGGAUUGCUCUACUAGGAGUGUUCGAAGACAUAUGAAGUCGCACUGUGAAUCAAAUAAAAUUGAAGCUCUAGGCGAUAGAAGAACAUUAGCCAGAUAUAUAUUUAAUUUAACUGAGACUAAACCUUCGUUGUUACUAUGACGUUUAUGAAUCAUUUCGAAUAAUUAUUAUUAUAUCGUUAUAUUAAUUAUUAUUAUUAUUUUAAU
Messenger RNA from Amphimedon queenslandica, 2187 nucleotides. Its product is annotated as chondroitin sulfate synthase 1-like. Lineage: Eukaryota; Metazoa; Porifera; Demospongiae; Haplosclerida; Niphatidae. Gene Ontology annotation, molecular function: acetylgalactosaminyltransferase activity. Gene Ontology annotation, cellular component: Golgi cisterna membrane. The coding region runs from base 227 to 2122 and encodes 631 amino acids. The transcript has 2 exons. The record is from RefSeq and is a predicted model, not a curated record.